Clunio marinus is the source of this 189-nucleotide messenger RNA. Lineage: Eukaryota; Metazoa; Arthropoda; Insecta; Diptera; Chironomidae. The record is from the annotation of a GenBank genome assembly.
AUGAAAAGGGAUUGGAAAGAUGUAACCCACUUUUUGCUUCUUUUUAAAUUAGCAACUCUUACCAUUGCUGCUUGUGCGUCUACUUGUGCGAGCAGCUACAAAAAGAAGAGAAAAAAUCUUGAAAAUCAGGUAAACAUGAAGUGCCAUAAAGAGUCAAUGACUGGCAUCAAAAACAGCAAAAAACCGUAA